GUGCUUAACUGUAUAUUUUUGUUCUGUACAUCUUUUGGUUCCGUUUAUUCACAUAGAUUCUCUCUCUGUGUCUCUCUGUGUUUGUUUUUGUGGGUUUUAAUGUUUUUUCAGUGACAGAAAAAUUUGGUAGUCAUGGUCUUCUGGGUUCGGUAAUCUCAAAGAGUCUUACAUUUGUAUCCCUAGCUCGUGUGUGAGCUACUGGAUUUAACCACCAUGUCUCAGACUAACUGGGAAGCUGAUAAAAUGUUAGAUGUGUAUAUCCAUGAUUAUUUAGUAAAGAGGGAUUUAAAGGCUUCUGCGCAGGCUUUUCAAGCUGAAGGGAAAGUAUCAUCUGAUCCUGUUGCUAUUGACGCCCCUGGAGGUUUUCUCUUUGAGUGGUGGUCAGUAUUUUGGGAUAUAUUUAUUGCUAGAACUAAUGAGAAGCACUCAGAGGUUGCUGCAUCUUACAUUGAGACGCAGUUGAUUAAAGCAAGGGAGCAGCAACAGCAUCAACAACAACAGCAACAGCAGCAGCAGCAACCUCAACAACCACAGCAUCAACAACAGCAACAGCAACAGCAACAGCAACAGCAGCAGCAUAUGCAGAUGCAGCAGAUCCUGUUGCAGAGGCAUGCCCAACAGCAGCAGCAGCAACAACAACAGCAACAGCAACAGCAGCAGCCGCAGCAGCAGCAACAGCAGCUGCCAACACCACAGCAGCAGCGAAGAGAUGGGGCCCACCUUAUUAAUGGCAGCACAAAUGGGCUUGUUGGAAAUGAUCCUCUCAUGCGGCAGAAUGCUGGAACUGCAAAUGCAAUGGCAACAAAGAUGUAUGAGGAAAGAUUAAAACUGCCCCAAAGGGAUUCUUUGGAUGAUGCGGCUAUGAAACAAAGGUUUGGUGACAAUGUGGGCCAGCUUUUGGAUCCAAAUAAUGCCUCAAUAUUGAAGUCAGCUGCAGCAACUGGCCAGCCUUCAGGGCAAGUGUUGCAUGGUGCAGCUGGUGGCAUGUCUCCACAAGUUCAAGCUCGAAAUCAACAACUACCAGGGUCCACACCGGACAUAAAGAGUGAGAUUAAUCCAGUUUUAAAUACCAGAGCCGCUCCUGAAGGAUCAUUGAUAGGAAUUCCUGGGUCAAAUCAAGGUAGUAACAAUUUGACUCUAAAAGGGUGGCCACUCACAGGGCUGGAUCAGCUUCGCUCUGGGCUUCUUCAGCAACAAAAGCCUUUUAUACAGGCACCUCAGCCCUUUCCUCAACUUCAGAUGUUGACACCACAGCACCAGCAACAGCUUUUGCUUGCACAGCAAAACUUAACAUCACCAUCUGCCAGUGAUGAGAGUAGGAGACUGAGAAUGCUUUUGAGUAGUCGGAGCAUGAAUCUUGGGAAGGAUCCCCUUACAAAUUCCAUUGGUGAUGUGGUUCCAAAUGUUGGAUCUCCGCUUCAAGCUGCUAGCCCACUAUUGGGUCGUGGAGAUACAGAAAUGCUGCUUAAGUUAAAAAUGGCUCAGUUACACCAGCAACAGCAGCAACAGAACAGUAACCCACAGCAACAGCAACAGCUUCAACAACAUGCUCUUUCAAAUCAGCAAUCACAGAGUUCAAAUCACAAUCUUCACCAGCAAGAUAAAAUGGGUGGUGCCGCCAGCGUCACUAUGGAUGGCAGCAUGUCAAAUUCCUUUCGAAAUGAUCAGACUGGGAGAAAAAGAAAGCAGCCGGUAUCAUCUUCUGGUCCUGCGAAUAGCUCUGGAACUGCAAACACGGCCGGACCCUCUCCAAGUUCAGCACCCUCAACACCCUCAACGCAUACCCCUGGAGAUGUAAUAUCAAUGCCUAAUUUGCCUCAUAGUGGUAGUUCUUCAAAGCCAUUGAUGAUGUUUGAUGGUCCUGGCACCCUUACAUCACCAUCAAAUCAAUUGUGGGAUGAUAAAGAUAUUGAAUUGCAGGCUGAUAUUGAUCGUUUUGUAGAGGAUGAGGAUAAUGUUGAGUCUUUUUUAUCCCCUGAUGAUACAGACCCUAGAGAUAGUGUUGUUCGCUGUAUGGACAUGAGCAAAGGGUUCACAUUUAACGAAGUAAAUUCUGUUCGAGCAAGCACAAGCAAAGUCGUCUGUUGCCACUUUUCAUCAGACGGGAAAUUGCUUGCCAGCGGUGGCCAUGAUAAGAAGGCUGUAUUGUGGAACACGGACACUUUAAAGCAGAAAACCACACUUGAAGAACAUUCUUCUUUGAUUACUGAUGUCCGUUUCAGUCCAAGCAUGUCACGUCUUGCAACAUCUUCAUUUGACAAAACUGUCAGGGUUUGGGAUGCUGACAAUCCUGGUUAUUCACUUCGUACCUUUACGGGGCAUUCUUCCACUGUGAUGUCACUUGACUUCCACCCAAAUAAAGAUGACCUCAUUUGCUCUUGUGAUGGAGAUGGUGAGAUACGAUACUGGAGUAUUAACAACGGCAGCUGUCAAAGAGUGUUUAAGGGUGGUACGGCCCAAAUGAGAUUCCAACCCCGUUUUGGAAGGUACCUUGCUGCUGCUGCAGAGAAUGUUGUAUCUAUACUGGAUGUGGAGACCCAAGCUUGUCGGCAUACAUUACAGGGACAUACUAACUCAAUCCAUUCUGUGUGCUGGGACCCUUCUGGUGAGUUCUUAGCAUCCGUCAGUGAGGACUCUGUCAGAGUUUGGACACUUGGAUCAGGGAGUGAAGGAGAGUGCGUACAUGAGCUGAGCUGUAAUGGCAAUAAAUUCCAUUCAUGUGUUUUCCAUCCUACAUAUUCUUCAUUGCUGGUCAUUGGCUGUUAUCAGUCUCUGGAGCUUUGGAACAUGUCAGAGAACAAGACCAUGACUCUGUCGGCUCACGAUGGACUAAUUGCUGCAUUGGCUGUGUCAACUGCUACAGGUUUGGUUGCUUCGGCUAGUCAUGACAAGUUUGUCAAAUUGUGGAAGUGAUACAAUUGUCUCGAAGUAACUAGCAAUACAGGAUUAGUGUUUUUUUAUUCACUGUUGAUCCAAUGCUUGAAGUAUCUGUUUUGGGUGCUUGAUCUGCUCACAUCUGUAUCUUUCCUUUUGGAUGUCCACAUUAUCCCAGAAACUAACCUUGUAAAAUUGUUGUUGUAUGUCUGCUAUGUACCAUUAAGUGUAUUAACUUGGAGAUAUUGUUAUGCUUCACAGACUGGUUGUAACAUUUUGUACUCUUCUAAGAACUUAUAUAUUUCAGUUGUGUUAGCUUGUGUUUCGGUUUGUAAGAUUUAACGUCUAGAUCAAUGAUACAAUUUACUUUUUAUUCUCCUCUCCCUGUAAUGGACGUUUAGAUUUCA
Molecule: messenger RNA, 3281 nt
Organism: Quercus lobata
Lineage: Eukaryota; Viridiplantae; Streptophyta; Magnoliopsida; Fagales; Fagaceae
Gene: LUG
Product: transcriptional corepressor LEUNIG
Exons: 18
Coding region: 214-2913 (899 amino acids)
Cellular component (GO): nucleus
Molecular function (GO): protein binding
Source: RefSeq, a predicted model, not a curated record